Peronospora farinosa is the source of this 882-nucleotide messenger RNA. The record is from the annotation of a GenBank genome assembly. Lineage: Eukaryota; Oomycota; Peronosporomycetes; Peronosporales; Peronosporaceae.
AUGGGUCCUCGUGGUGCUGGUCGGCGUCUGAAUGACCAGGAGCGUAUGGAAAUUCUUGAAAUCAUUCAACGUGAAGCAAAAGUAAAAAAUGUAGAUUUGGCCAAACGUUAUGGUGUGUCAGAAGGUGCUAUCCGUAAGCUAAAGCAGAUGAAAGACACGGUCCGUAAUCGGUAUUUCAUGGGCAAUGAGCACAAUCGUGACAAGCGCAAACGUGGAGGUUUUAAACGUAAUGCGCCAUUUGAAGAAGAACUGUAUCAAUGGAUUGUACGGAUGCGUGAUUCGCAACCGUAUCAGCUAAUGCCGCUUACGCAAACGGCCGUGCGUCAACAAGCCAUCGUGUUGGCCAAGAAUUAUGACAAGAUGGCGAACUUUAAGGCCUCUCCAGGCUGGUUUGCACGCUUUUGCUCACGUCACCAAUUGGAUCCAAUUGUUACAGCUGUAGACACUACUGCAGUCACUGCACUGGUGGCUCCAGAUAGCACAACUCUGGGUGCUGAUACGGGGGUGCCACAAACGAUGACAACCUCCGCUUCAGCGGAUGAGACGGUUUUCUUGAUGGAAACACUCACAUCAUCUCCUGUCACGACGUCAGAGAUUGUAAAUGAAGGAACUGGCUGCAAGAUGGAGACACCGUCGAUUAAUGAACAAGUACAGCAAGCUGCUCGUGAGCACAAUGAAGCAGCUUUGCGAGCUGCGGCGGUCAAGAUUGAUGAGGUGCAAGCGUCAGCGGCGAACGGGUCAGAGGAGAAGGAGGAGGCAAAGACUCAAUCUGAGUUAGACGAAGAGACAGAAGAAGAGCACGAGGAGGUCAAAACCCCUCUUGGUGAUGCGACGGCUAUGACGAUCGACGACGACGACGAGAUCUUUAGUCUUGGCCUUUAG